Messenger RNA from Schizophyllum commune H4-8, 1572 nucleotides. RefSeq lists its product as uncharacterized. The transcript has a single exon. Bases 93 to 1232 code for a protein of 379 amino acids. Lineage: Eukaryota; Fungi; Basidiomycota; Agaricomycetes; Agaricales; Schizophyllaceae. The record is from RefSeq and is a predicted model, not a curated record.
AUUGGGCUUGUCGGCCUCUGACGGGAUAGAACACACCUUACCCUCUACCUUCAUCUGAAGCUGACCACAUUCCCUCUCGUUCAAGUUGAAAUAUGGCCGAAUCUUCAGUUCAGGCUGACGUACCUCUUGGGCUCGAGCACUUCAAAGAAGUUGUUCGUGAACAUCACCCGGACCGCACUGUCACAAGCUUCGAGACAGUCAGGCCGAAGAUCAGGAAUGGAUACACCACGUACAUUCUUUCUCUGGAUCCUCCCUCCACGUCUUUCCUAACGGUGUCUAUGCCCGAGAAUACCACCAAUCCUCCAGCGUCUGAAUACGAUACCUCCAACCCUGCUUCUACUUCCGAUGCCGAGCCUGCACCAGGUAUCCCACCACACACCUUCGAGCUCAUCGCGCACCUCUCGGAGCGCAUCCGUUCGAACACCUCCAUGCCUGUCCCGGACAUCGCUCUCGGGACCUGCGCCAACCAUCGCUACAUGCUCACCGCGCCUCAGCCGAUCCAGAAGCCUGUCCCACUAUCCUGCGCAUCCCUCGAUGCCAAGCAGCGGACACUCGUCGACCUCAAGCUUGGCCAAGCCUUCGCUCAACUGCACCAGAACGUGCAGAACGACUGGUUCGGGAUCCCCGCCGAGACCGCACCAGUGGCGCCUUCCCUGCCAGGGCUGCUGUCGCCGUCCAGCGUGCUCCCCAACGCACUGAGCGCAGCACCCUCGGACACGGCGUACAGCUGGCAGGAGACCUUUACUGGCCUGCUCGAGGACCUCCUGCAGCACCUGCCGCCCGCGCACGCUGCCGCAAUCCCGCUCGCCGACAUCCGCGCCUGCCUAUCGCGCGCGAUCGGCUUCUACCUGUUCGACGACGCGGACGUGCCCGCGCUCGUCACGCUCACCGCGUCGCCCGAUCUCAUCUACGUCGAGGAGAAUCCCUCUGGCGAUGCGGGCAUGGAUGUACCGAUCGUCAUCCCGCCCGCGCUCGCGCUCUCGCACUCCGUGUACGGCGACCCGCUGCUGGAGGGCAUAUUCCUGCCGCCGGGGCCCGGGGAGGCGUUCAUGGAGGGGUACAAGGAGGCACUGAUCGUGUUCCCGCGACAGCGGACGAAGCGGAUGUGGUACACGCUGUUCUUCGCGCUGCUCGCGCUGACGGCGAAGAAGCGAGACAAGCAGGAUGAGGAGUGGGCGUUGAAGAUGAUUGAGGAAACUGUGGAGGCGUUGAAGAAGGCUCCGUCGUACUAGACCCUCAGGCCCAGGUUUUAGUUACGGACCAGGUCAGCCAACUUUCGAGAACGAGCACAUACACAUAGUACGCUAGUCACCGGGCGUUACCCUUUAUACAUGCCCCAACUUCGUGUGUAAAUGUAAUUCCAAACAACACGUAGAAUAGCAUUCCGCGCCAUAACACAAUUUGGUUCUGACCGAGUGAUGCAGUGGCGGAGCGUAUACCUUGUGUCGGACUCGAGAGGGGACUGCUUUGGUUCGCACAUCUGACAUAAGAUAGCAUAGUAUGAUAUCAACAGUGGCCGACGUGUAAAGUACAUAUCCAGUCUAGUCUAGUCAAGAGAGAAAUGAAAACAUA